CAAAAGAAGGAAACAGGCAACAUGGACGCUUGUCUGAGCGUGCAAAAAGAAGUCGAUAAAGUUCUUGGGAAAUUUGAGGGAAUCAAAACUCACUCCGCCCGUACAUUGGAGGAGCUGAUUGACAGUUUGAAUAACAUCAAGCAUGAAUUGUCAGCUGCUGAUCACCACACAGAGUUGAACCGAGUGCAUCAACUGAUUCUUGGCUCGGCCCAGAACAGAACCAAAGACAUCCUGACCCGGGUGAGCAAUGAGCAUAAGGACAUCCACAGCAGCGUCUCCAAGAUUGGCAAGGUGAUAGACAAGAAUUUCACCAGUGAGCUGAUCCAGUUAAACUCCGAGCAGACGUUUGAGUCGCCGGACAGGAUGCGACUGCUGAACGAAGUCAUCUGUGAGCACUUUUUACGGCAGGGCAUGCUGGACAUAGCAGAGAAUCUGACUGAGGAGGCUGGACUAGACAUGUUAGACUCAGCCAAGGAACCCUUCAUCGAGAUCAACCAGAUCCUGGAGGCUCUGAAGCGAAAGGAUCUUGGGCCAGCAAUGGCUUGGGCCGCUAGACACAGGGAGCAGCUCCAAGCCCAGAACAGCUCGUUAGAGUUCAAGCUCCACCGGUUACGCUUCAUCGAGCUCAUCAGCCAUGGCAGCGCCAAGCAACAGGAGGCGCUGGCCUUUGCCAAGAGCUUCUCCCGGUUCGCUCAGGGGCAUGCUAAAGAGCUGCAGGUGUUGAUGGGCAGCUUGCUCUUCAUCCGCCAGGGCCUGGAGCAUACGCCGUACUCUCACCUCCUCGACCCCAUCCAGUGGGACGACAUCUGCGACGUCUUCACACAGGACGCCUGCGCCCUGCUGGGCCUGUCGGUGGAAAGCCCUCUGACAGUCAGUAUAUCAGCCGGUUGUGUGGCCUUACCAGCCCUGCUCAACAUCAGGCAGGUUAUGCAGCAACGACAGUGCCAAGUUGUGUGGACCGCCAAAGAUGAACUACCAAUUGAAGUUGAUCUUGGUGAGAACCACCGCUACCAUUCCAUCUUCGCCUGCCCAAUCCUACGACAACAGACAUCGGAGACUAACCCUCCGGUCCGUCUGUCGUGCGGCCACGCUAUCUCCAGGGACUCUCUCAACAAACUCACCAACGGAAACAAAAUCAAAUGUCCAUACUGUCCGGUGGAGUCAUCCCCUGCGGACUCAAAACAGCUCUACCUGUAGUUUGCCUCGAUUGCUAAUUGUAAAUCUCAUUGUCUCAUUGUAUAAUAAAUACAUUAUUUAAUAGCACUGGGAUGCACGAGUUUAAGUUGUUUAAUUUCAGAGUCAGAUCUGCUCUCUCAGAAUAUUAAGACACUUUAAGAAUUGGCUGUUGACAAAAAGGUAUGUAAAUAACAAUUGAUUAAGAAUCUGGUUUGUCUUAGAGGGUCAUCAUUUUGUCUGUUAUGAGGUACAUUUAUGAAAGCUGUUACCUGCUCUCUGAAAAAGAGGAAUCCCUCGGGCUGUACUGAGUAAUCACAUGUUGACUGUUGAGCUGUCUUAAAUUUCACCUCCUGGAUUUGAAUUUGUCAGAAUGUUGAUUUAUGGGAAUGGUAUUGCUGAAUAUUGUAGCCAGAAUACUUUGGACUGUAUUAUUACGACACACUAAGCGUUGGAAAGGCACAAUAGUGCUGUGUACACUUCAAUGAUAUCUUUGUCCUGGACAUGCUGUGGUGUGUUAAACUUGUAUGUACAUGUACGUGAAAAAAGACACCAACGGUUUGUGAGCAUUGAGGUGAAAAUUCUCAUUGCUCACACUGCACAUGUCUGAAUUCCUUGCCAAUGGCUAACAAUACCAGUGCCAAAGGAAGUGAAAGUCUGGCGGCUAAAACUGGUUGCCAUAGAUGAGUCCGUUAUUGCCAGCUGCAGCCAUGCACUUUGGACGUGGCCCAGGCCCCUUUCGCAUGAGCACACCAGUGUUGGUACAUAUAUACAUGUCACCCUUCUCGUGGCUCUCAUAACCGUGCAAUUUAGCACCAUCUGCGGAGUCCAUAUACUUAUUCAAGCACAGCCCUUUCCUCAGUGUUGUAGUUAAGUCCUUCACAAGUCUUUUGUACAAGUCCCGUCACAAGACCCCGUCAUAAGACCCUUCACAAGUCCGGUCUUUCGUUAAACUGGGUGAGUGGCGACAAAGGAAUUCCUCUUGUCACAGGUUCAUUUGAAUAGUCUGUGACUUGGAUUAAGACCAUCUGACUUGGCAAUCGUCGUGCAGGGACUUGACUGCAACGUCUCAAUUUCUAAGCAUCCUAUAAGUGUGCAAUGAUGCUAGUGGCACCACUUUCCUCUUUUACGUACAAACCAUAACGAGAGGGUAAUUUGCUUUAUUUCAGUGUAAUCCUUUUCAUUUAAGGGGGAAAGGGUAUCAGUUGGAAUAGGGGGAAACUUUGUAUAUUUUUGUAUAUAUAUAGUGCUUUAGCCUAUUACGUAUAGUACGCGUCAUAUUUAUUAUGUGAAUUUUUGUAACAUGGUAUUUUGUAUAUGAAUACUGUAUGAUCUGUACAAUUGUGGGGGUGCACAGUGGGGGGGUUCAGCAGAUUUUUCUUACAAUUUUCAACUUUUCGGAGGGGAAAUAUUCUAAGUUCUUGCAACCUAAGUGAAAGCAUCAUCUUGUGAUCUUUCUAUCUACACACGUGCAGCUACUUGAUACAAAGUAUCAUUUGCAAUUCUGUGAACACUUGGUUACUUCUUGAUCGACAACUGGAGACAAAAUUGUGACCAAACCCCUCCAUCUAAAAUAAAAAAAACAACCAACCAAACAAAAAAAAACCCAGAAACAAAACAAAAACAAAACAAAAAAACCCAAAGGUGUCUCGACUUGCUGCCAGUAAUUGUGAGGUCACUGAAAAAAAGCAAAAAAACAAAACAAAAACAAAACAAAAAACCCCGGUGUUUGAGAGUGAGAAACUUAACGGAGUUUUCAGUGUUUCCUCAGAAAGUUUCUACUGGUCACACUUUUCAACACGUUGCAUUCUGAGUACCCUGCACAGUAUUUCAAUACCUUCUCUUAGCUUGGAAUAAAAAAAGUGACUUUGCCUCCAAGAAAUCCUAGUACCUGAUGGAAGUAACUGAAAAAUUAAUUGCUUCUCGAUUGUGUGACAGUUUAUGAAACUUGAGGAAAUUACCUAUGUUGAUUUGCUUGCAUUGUUGAGAAAUGAUGGUAAGCUGUGCCCUUGAAGUCAGGAUGCUUACACUAAGGGUAUGGGGGUGGCUGCCGCAAACGUAUUAAUGUCACAGCUAUAUGCACUGUUAUAGUUUAGCUUUUAAUUGAGUGGCAAGACUCGGAGGUCUGGGGCACUUAGCGAGGUGCAUCACUGGCACUGUGCCUUGACAAAGGAUUGUGUUUUAUUAGUGAAAAUGAUCCCUUGCCGUUCCCACUACCAAUUCUCCAAGUUUAUCUCGGCAGAAGUAAUUUUAUCCCGGAAUAAAACUCAUUCUUGCGGAAAUACAA
This is a messenger RNA of Acanthaster planci (crown-of-thorns starfish), 3460 nucleotides long. RefSeq names its product E3 ubiquitin-protein ligase RMND5A-like. Gene Ontology annotation, molecular function: protein binding; ubiquitin protein ligase activity. Lineage: Eukaryota; Metazoa; Echinodermata; Asteroidea; Valvatida; Acanthasteridae. The record is from RefSeq and is a predicted model, not a curated record. Gene Ontology annotation, cellular component: GID complex; nucleus; cytoplasm. Gene Ontology annotation, biological process: proteasome-mediated ubiquitin-dependent protein catabolic process.